This is a messenger RNA of Colletotrichum fioriniae, 1227 nucleotides long. RefSeq lists its product as uncharacterized. NCBI's taxonomy places the organism in Eukaryota, Fungi, Ascomycota, Sordariomycetes, Glomerellales, Glomerellaceae. Gene Ontology annotation, molecular function: methyltransferase activity. The record is from RefSeq and is a predicted model, not a curated record.
AUGGAUUUUCCCUUUGGCCAAGAUGAGCAGGGAAAUCCUUUUCCGGAUACCGAUCCCGCGCACAUCCUUGGCCCUGAUCUCGACGAUGGAUGGCCUAAUGACGACGAUCUACAACACGGAAACCACCAGGUUGGCGAUGGUUAUCUUGAAGAUCUCCCUGACCUUGAAGAUCUCCUCGCUCACCUUGGAGAUCCUGGAUUGUUUGCUUCCACGGGCUCCGAGCAGAGUAUCAACUUCCACACGAGUUUCGAGGGGAUGCCCCCCCUCGCUCCUCCAAACGGUCCGGCCGACCAGGGCUUAGGCACGGCAGCUCUCCCAGAAACCGGACAGGCUGACAACUUUCGCAAUGAUUCUGGUCUUCAAGGCGACAUUGAAAACGCUGAUCAUCUCACCUAUGGGCCCGACACUGGUCACGCCGCGAUGGGGCGAUUUUACGCUGAUAACGAGGGCCGGUUCUGGUUCCUCUUCAGCCAAGAAUACGACAGCAAUGGCCAACUCAUCGCGACUUACCGCAACAUCGACGAGAAUGGGAUUGAGUCGCGGCGCCAACAUAUUGAAUCCCUGAUACCAUCUGAGCAGACCUUCAGCCAGAACGACGAAUUCCAUGACCCUAUGGAUCAACAAAACCAGGACUUGAUGCACAGUCAAGGCUUCAACCAGGGCUCUCCAUCCUAUAUUCCAGUCGAACCUCCGGUCGAAAACUACUAUGGUGGCCAACACGGUGGCUCUUCCUCGCAGGGACUACGUGAUAGCCUUGCCCCCAUGGCUUCUCACUUGACUGCUGAGUCUCCGCAGGUUUCUGCGUAUCCGUCGUUCGCCUCAGGAAAUUCAAAAUCCGAAGCACAGUUCACACCUCAGCCCGCCAUGUAUCAAGCAGUGCCUGUUCUGGUCAUGGAUGAGCGAUCUGUGAACCGCCCGCGCGACGCCUUUCCAAUCAUCUUCGACAAGGCAUUGAAGCUCGGCCUGAAUAAGCUCCUCAAUGCCGGCGGCGUGUCGUUCAGGAUUGCGACCAUGUGCUCCGGCACGGAUGGUCCCAUCCUGGCUUUGCGUGAGUUCGUUGAAGCGGCCACCGCCUGCGGCUAUCCGGGACUCCUUCAGUACAACCAUGUCUUCAGCGUUGAGAUCGAGCCGUUCAAGCAAGCCUUCAUUGGUCGCAAUGCGGCUCCUUCAGGCCCGAUCUUUCGCAAUGUCGUCGACGUUGGCAUGCCCGGAGCUACUCAGGCGUAA